Messenger RNA from Eremothecium gossypii ATCC 10895, 867 nucleotides. Its product is annotated as ACR019Wp. The record is from RefSeq and is marked provisional. Bases 1 to 867 code for a protein of 288 amino acids. The transcript has a single exon. Lineage: Eukaryota; Fungi; Ascomycota; Saccharomycetes; Saccharomycetales; Saccharomycetaceae.
AUGCAGGAGCAUAUGCGGUCUUCUGGGACCGAAAGGAUGACAGAGGUAGAAAGGGCUGGACAGGCCAUCCAGUUGAGUGGGUCCAGAGCGCAUGAGAGUCCGGAGGUGGGGGACAAGACGCUAGAUGUGGCCGCGGUGGCCGCAGUCGUUGCGGGGGAAAAGGUACGGGGGCUCCCGCUUAUGGCCGGGGACCUGCUGGGGGAGGAUGGCUCGCUGGGCCACGACAUGCACGCGCUGGGGAAGCGGCAGCGUAUUCUGAAGGACCAGCUGCAAUCGAUGUCGCCGCAGGAGCGGCUGGAACGGCAGCGCGCGAUGCGGCGGAAGCGCGACAACGCGUACCGCGCGCGCAAGCGCGCCACGGAGCUCACGGUGGACCCGGAGUUGCGGCAGUUGUUCAUGGCGCUCGAUAAGAACAAGAAGUUCCACAGCAUUUCGGCGAAGUACGACGCGGCGGCGCUGACGCCGGAAUUCUUCCCGCGCGUGCUGCUCACGAAGGCGGAGACGGACGACGCGGCGCUAUACAAGGCGCCGUUCGACAGCUUUAUAGAGUGUCUCCGCAACAAGAUCCGCAGCUUCUCCGGGACCAAGCUGAGCAAAGAGCGGACUUCGGUGCACGUCACCUCCGUGUCCUGCGUGCUCUACUGCUCCCAGGAUAAGAGCCACCAGCGUCUGCUACAGACCAAGGAAACCAAGAAGAACAGCAAUUUAGAUAACCUGAAGCAGUACCAUUGUCAGUCAUAUAUGCGAGUCAAUUAUUCAUUUAAAACGCAGGUUCUAUCUAUAAAAUUCAGACAUAUACAACACGGCGAUUCUCCCUUGUUAAUCGGAAGCGACAGCAACCAUCCUUCGUGCUUUGAUGAAAAGUGA